GGGACGCCCUGGGCAUGGGGAAGCCACAGGGAACCUGUCCACCCCUAAGCUCCCCAGAGCAGAGCUCCCCAUCUGUCUGGAGGGCCAUGCCCUAGAGCACUGCCUGGCACAGGGCUUCCUGGUGCCCUUCUGUCUGCUGACAGCCAGGCUGCUCGGUUGGUGUGGGUGGCUCACAGCAGCCGGGCUGGGCAGGGUGGGAGCAGCUAGGCCAGGCUGGGGCUGGGGCUCAGGCUGACUGGAGGUUUCCCUCUUGCUCUUCUUUUCAGGUAUCUGCUACACGAUAUUUGACCUGGGCUUCCGUUUUGAUGUGGCCUGGUUCUUAACGGAAACCUCCCCCUUCAUGUGGUCCAACCUGGGCAUCGGCCUGGCCAUCUCGCUGUCCGUGGUGGGCGCAGCCUGGGGGAUCUACAUCACGGGCUCCAGCAUCAUCGGCGGGGGAGUGAAGGCCCCCAGGAUUAAAACAAAGAACCUGGUCAGCAUCAUCUUCUGUGAGGCCGUGGCCAUCUACGGGAUCAUCAUGGCGAUUGUCAUCAGCAACAUGGCUGAGCCUUUCAGUGGCACCACCCCAGAGACCGUCGGUGCCAAGAACUACCAUGCAGGUUUCUCCAUGUUUGGGGCCGGCCUGACUGUGGGCCUCUCCAACCUGUUCUGCGGGGUGUGCGUGGGCAUUGUGGGCAGCGGGGCUGCGCUGGCUGACGCCCAGAACGCCAGCCUCUUCGUCAAGAUCCUGAUCGUGGAGAUCUUUGGCAGCGCCAUCGGGCUCUUUGGGGUCAUAGUCGCCAUCCUGCAGACAUCUAAAGUAAAAAUGGGGGACUGAGCCCCUGCCCGUUCCGGCCUGGCCCCCUGCGGGCGCGACUGUACAUAUUUAUUUAAUGUUUCUAUUUCCUGAUCGGGGGCGUCGCUUCGCCGCGUCGGGAGCAGGUGCCCAGGUGUAUAGAACCGUCCCUGCUGGCCCGCUGGCCCCAUCUGUGUGUGAAUUCGGCUCCCUCCUGUUGGCCCAGCCAGCCGGGGGUGGGGGUUACUGCCUGAGUGUUCCCGGUGUGUGUACAAAUCAAUCGACCAGUAUAAGUCAGUGUCACGUGAAAUAAACAUGGUUCCUGUCCCUGC
Molecule: messenger RNA, 1107 nt
Organism: Chelonoidis abingdonii (Abingdon island giant tortoise)
Lineage: Eukaryota; Metazoa; Chordata; Testudines; Testudinidae
Source: RefSeq, a predicted model, not a curated record